Aspergillus heteromorphus CBS 117.55 is the source of this 1671-nucleotide messenger RNA. RefSeq names its product dolichyl-P-Glc:Glc1Man(9)GlcNAc(2)-PP-dolichol alpha-1,3-glucosyltransferase ALG8. Gene Ontology annotation, cellular component: endoplasmic reticulum membrane. Gene Ontology annotation, biological process: protein N-linked glycosylation. The coding region runs from base 105 to 1613 and encodes 502 amino acids. The transcript is spliced from 6 exons. The record is from RefSeq and is a predicted model, not a curated record. Gene Ontology annotation, molecular function: dolichyl pyrophosphate Glc1Man9GlcNAc2 alpha-1,3-glucosyltransferase activity. Lineage: Eukaryota; Fungi; Ascomycota; Eurotiomycetes; Eurotiales; Aspergillaceae.
CCGUCCCCCGUCAACCACCACCUUCAUGCUCCAGCUCCAGCUCCGGCUCCACGCUCCUUGUUUUUCCUUCUUCUGUUGACGGCGCGUCAUGCGCAACCCCUUCAAUGGCUGACUUGUAUCCUUCUCUCGCGCAAUGCGCCAUCGUGGCCACUGCGUUUAAGGUUCUCCUUUUCCCCGCAUACAAAUCCACCGACUUUGAGGUACAUCGGAACUGGCUUGCGAUUACCCACUCAUUGCCGGUCCAGGAGUGGUACUACGAGAAAUCCUCGGAGUGGACGCUCGACUAUCCUCCCUUUUUCGCGGCGUUCGAAUGGAUGCUCUCCCAGGCCGCGCGCUAUGCUGAUCCGGCGAUGCUGGUCGUCAAAAACCUCAACUAUGAUUCCUGGCAGACAAUUUACUUCCAACGGACGACGGUCAUUGUUACGGAGCUUGUCCUUCUCUUCGCAUUGAGCAGGUUCGUCAAGUCCGUAUCUCAGCAGAACAAGCAUCUUGCGCACAUCGCUAGCCUGUCCAUCUUCUUGUCCCCCGGUCUGCUCAUUAUCGACCACAUUCACUUCCAGUACAACGGGUUCCUCUACGGCAUUCUGAUCCUGUCGAUCGUGUUGGCGCGGCGGCAGUCGACCCUUCUAUACAGCGGAAUCACGUUCGCCGUGCUGCUGUGCUUGAAGCACAUCUAUCUAUACCUAGCGUUGGCCUACUUCGUUUACUUGGGAAGAGCCUACUGUUUGGACCCGAAAUCAGUCUUCCGGCCCCGGUUCUUCAACAUAAUCAAGCUCGGGGUGUGUGUCGUCGGCGUGUUCGCCUUGGCUUUUGGACCAUUUGCCUCCUGGGGGCAGCUGCUUCAACUAAAGGACCGCUUGUUCCCCUUCUCCAGGGGCCUGUGCCAUGCGUACUGGGCACCCAACGUGUGGGCGAUGUAUUCGUUCGCUGACCGUGCUCUGAUUCCAUUUGCUGCACGAUUGGGACUUUCCGUCAACCGCGACGCCCUGGCCAGUGUCACCCGGGGCCUUGUCGGAGACACCUCGUUCGCGAUUCUCCCGGAAGUCACCAAAGAGCACACUUUCGGCCUGACCUUCCUGUUCCAGCUGCUCCCAUUGAUCAAGCUCUGGCUGCGCCCCGACUGGGAAACAUUCGUUGGCGCCAUCACCCUCUGCGGAUACGCGUCGUUCCUGUUCGGCUGGCACGUGCACGAAAAAGCCGUGCUCCUGAUCAUCAUCCCGUUCAGUCUGAUCGCACUCAAGGACCGUCGCUACUUCAGCGCCUUCCGGCCCCUCGCUGUCGCCGGGCACGUCUCUCUGUUCCCUCUUCUCUUCACCGCCGGCGAGUUCCCGAUCAAGACGGUCUACACCAUUCUGUGGCUGGUCCUGUUUCUCUACGUCUUCGACCAGGUGGCGCCCGUGUCGGAGCAGCGCCGCGUCUUCGUCGCCGACCGCUUCUCCCUCCUGUACUUGACCUUCGCCAUCCCGCUGAUCGUGUACUGCUCCGUCGUGCACCAGCUUAUCUUCGGGCUGGAGCGAUACGAGUUCCUGCCUCUGAUGUUCAUGAGCAGCUACUCUGCUCUCGGGGUCGUGGGCAGUUGGGUCGGAUUCAUGGUCGUUUUUUUCACUGCGUAGCUGCAGAUCUGUAUAGUCAAGCUAGUGCCUAUCUACCCAACCAACACCAAAAAGUUUC